Cyprinodon tularosa is the source of this 1022-nucleotide messenger RNA. Its product is annotated as CD48 antigen-like. Bases 56 to 961 code for a protein of 301 amino acids. NCBI's taxonomy places the organism in Eukaryota, Metazoa, Chordata, Actinopteri, Cyprinodontiformes, Cyprinodontidae. The record is from RefSeq and is a predicted model, not a curated record. The transcript has 7 exons.
CUGCUCUUUACUUUCGAUUUGGGACCAAAUCUGUUUGUCUGGGUGUAACUAUGAGAUGGAGACUAAGAUCACAUCGUUUUGCUUAUUUCUGGCGAUGAUGAGAUUAUCUCCUGCUGAGGAGCUGAAGAGGAACCUGACUGGAGUUGUUGGAGGAAACAUCACUCUGCCUGAUCCUCUGAUGGAGGAAGGAUUUAUUUUAGAUGCAGGGAAAGCCAACAAUCUUGCUAUGGUGACUGAAGGAAACCUUAAGAUUCUAGAUGACAAAUUCAAUAAUAAACUUCUCUGGAACAAAGACUCUGGACUCUUUACAAUCACAGACCUGCAGAAGAUCGACUCUGGAGUUUAUAAAAUUGAUGAUAAAAAAAGAGAGAUUUCUUUCUCUUAUUCGCUCUCAGUGUACGAUGCUGCUCCGACUCCUGCAGUAGAAACACGGACUGUGAGCUCUGACAGCUGCUGGUUGAUCUGUUCUGUGGACAAACCAACGUCUCUGAUGUGGUACAAAGAUGAGGAAAUCCAGAACCAGAGCAGUUCUGCUGUCUCUUUACCCAUCACUGUCUACAGGCAGGACAGAGACUCAUCAUACAGAUGUGUAGCAGCCAACCCUGCAGAAAACAAGACUCUACAUGUUAAUGUGACGACUUCCUGUUGGUUCAUCAAGACAGAGAGUGGUGAUAAAAGAAUAUAUUGGAUCACACCUCUGGUCUCAGUCGGGUUUGUCAUCAUUAUUGCUUUCAUAACCUUUAUGAUGAAGCAGAGAUAUCUGGGCAAAAAGACAUCUGACAGACAAACACAAGAUCCCGCAAAAGAACCGGAAGUCCUAUAUACGCCAAUUCUUAUCAAGGAUAAAAGACAGACUGAGUUACAGGAAGAGAAUAUUCCAGAGUCGUCAGGAACCAGUGAUCGGAACAAUCUGACAACGAUCUACGCAAAACUGGAGCAUCCCAACCCAGGCAGAGCCUAACAGAUAGAAUCAUUGCUAUCUGUUCUGUUCGUCUGAAACCUGAAUGAAUGAUUCAUCAGUU